CACUGAACAAAGAAUUAGGAAGUGAGGGCCAAGAGCAGCAUGGAUAUAUAGGAGUGGAUGGCGGUGAAAAUGAAUCAGAGCACGACGAAUGUAUAACAAACCAGCACAACUGUGAUGAAAACGCGCUCUGUUUCAACACAGUGGGCGGGCACAACUGUGUCUGCAAGCCAGGUUACACGGGAAAUGGUACCAUCUGCAAAGCGUUUUGCAAAGAUGGCUGUAGGAAUGGAGGAGCCUGUAUUGCUUCCAAUGUGUGUGCCUGCCCACAAGGCUUCACUGGUCCCAGCUGUGAAACGGACAUUGAUGAAUGCUCAGAUGGCUUUGUUCAGUGUGACAGCCGUGCUAACUGCAUUAACCUGCCUGGUUGGUACCACUGUGAAUGCAGAGAUGGCUACCAUGACAAUGGGAUGUUUUCACCAAGUGGAGAAUCCUGUGAAGACAUUGAUGAAUGUGGAACUGGGAGGCAUAGCUGCGCCAAUGAUACUGUUUGCUUUAACCUGGAUGGUGGGUAUGACUGUCGAUGUCCCCAUGGCAAGAAUUGCACAGGAGACUGUAUCCACGAAGACAAAAUCAAGCACAAUGGUCAGAUUUGGGUGCUGGAGAACGACAGAUGCUCUGUCUGCUCGUGCCAGAGUGGAUUUGUGAUGUGCCGGCGAAUGGUCUGUGACUGUGAAAAUCCCACUGUUGACCUGUUUUGCUGUCCUGAAUGUGACCCAAGGCUCAGCAGUCAGUGUUUACAUCAAAGCGGGGAACUUUCCUACAACAGCGGUGACUCCUGGAUACAGAACUGUCAGCAGUGUCGCUGCCUGCAAGGCGAAGUUGACUGCUGGCCCUUGCCAUGCCCGGAGGUGGACUGUGAAUUCAGCGUCCUCCCGGAGAAUGAGUGCUGCCCACGCUGUGUCACCGACCCCUGCCAAGCGGACACCGUUCGCAAUGACAUCACUAAAACCUGCCUGGAUGAAACCAAUGUUGUUCGCUUCACUGGAUCUUCUUGGAUUAAGCAUGGCACAGAGUGCACCCUCUGCCAGUGCAAGAAUGGCCACGUCUGUUGCUCAGUGGACCCACAGUGCCUUCAGGAACUGUGACACCAACAACCAUCUCUCACAAACAGUUUCUGGUUAAAGAAUUUUCCUUCACAAAAAAAAAAAUUAAAAAAUACCUUUAGACCAAAAAUUGUACAAAAUUAAAAUUAGAUUGGUUUUGUCUAUCUAAAAAGUGCAGAUACAUGAUGAACUCAGUUACCCAAAUCAGAGUGAAAACUUUGUACUCAAAACAAGCUCAGAGGUGUGAACCUUUGUGUGAGGUUAGGCCCAAAUCUACUGGGUAUUCGUCUAUCUGACGUAAUGAUGGAGAAUAUUUAGGUUAGUGUUAAGUGGCACAUUCUAAUGCUGUGCAUAAUGAUGUCAAGAUCCAAAAUCAACUAGGAGCUCUUAGAGGGUCUUCCGAAGCUUUGAGAGUUCAGCACUUGACCAGAUUCAGAUUUUUACCUUACCAUAUUUCAAUCUGCACAAAUAUGUUUGAUUGCUCACUGCAGAAUUUAGCAGAUGUUUGAGUAAAAGGAUGAAGCCUUCAGGAAUAAUGAAUCUAGCAGCUAAGAUGUGAUAUGUACAGUAUGUGCGCUGAAAAAAAAAAAGAUAGAAGUUAUUGUAAAACAAAAAAAAAAAUUAAAAAAAGCUAAAAAGAAAAAACGUGAUGCACAGGCAUGGCUUCUUAAUGUUUUCUGAUGGGAAAAGUCAUCAAUAUUUCCUUGUUUUACUGCACUUACUAUUAUUUCUUGAUUGAAUUUGUUCAGUAUAAGCUCGUUAUUGUGCAAAUUUAAAUAAAUAUUUCUCUUACCUUAA
Messenger RNA from Eurypyga helias (sunbittern), 1841 nucleotides. RefSeq names its product protein NEL. Gene Ontology annotation, molecular function: protein binding; calcium ion binding. Lineage: Eukaryota; Metazoa; Chordata; Aves; Eurypygiformes; Eurypygidae. The record is from RefSeq and is a predicted model, not a curated record. The annotation marks the transcript as partial. The transcript is spliced from 8 exons.